AUGGUGGCGUCUAUGGACGAUCUCUUGGCUCCAGCAGCCGCUGAAAUGGCUUCCGUUGCUGCGAAACCGCAGCGUCGUGUCGUCACGCUGCUCAUUGACAACUACGACUCGUACACGUACAACAUCGUGCAGAUGUUGGCUCAAGUGAAUGGCGGCGACUCGUCCAGCGUGACGGUCAUCAAGAACAACGACUUUGGCGGUCGGUUUGCCGCUGCUUGGGAUCAUUUCGUGGAUCAGACGAGUGCAAUUGCAGCAGCGGAGAACGUGGAGCUGGUGCGCAACGUUGUCCUUUCUCCCGGUCCUGGUCAUCCGGGCAAGCAAAACGAUUUUGGCAUGUGUGCCGAUGCUAUCCGUCAUGCAGUAGUGCCAGUGCUGGGCGUGUGUUUAGGACACCAAGGACUAGCACAAGUGUAUGGCGGUCAGGUCGUGCGGGCGAGAGAGGUCAUGCAUGGCCGCACCAGUCGGGUGUGCGUUAACGAAAAGAAGAAAGUGCUUUUCGCCCACGUACCCGACGGAUUUGAGGCCGUACGGUAUCACUCGUUGGUCAUUGACCCGACUAAUGUACCAGACGAGCUAGAAGUGAUCGCGCAGACAGACGAUGGAGUGAUCAUGGCGGUGCGUCAUCGAGCCAAACAGCAGUUUGGCGUGCAGUUCCACCCGGAAGCAGUGUGCAGUGAACAUGGCUACCAGCUUUUUCAGAACUUUCGGGACGUCACGUUAGGACGAUGCGCCUCGAAGUGUGAUUUGCACCACAGCAGCAAUAGAAACACGAAAGAUACGACGCAGACUCAGGGCAUGCACCCGGCCGUACCUCAGGCGCCAACCUAUCGUGUUGUGAUUCAGCGUGCUCUGGGCGGACUUGCAUCGCUAGACUUUGCCGAGUACGUGUUUACAAAGUUGUUUGGCGAUUCCAAGAGGUCGUUCUGGCUCGACAGUAGCAACUACGAUGCAGUAGCAAGUACAGGCGCAGCAAUGCAGUCGCGAUGCUCAAUGAUGGGCGACGACAGUGGACCCUUGAGCUAUUGCGUAGAGUAUGACGUUGUCAAGGUGGAGCUUUGCGUACGUCGGCGCCGACCACAUGCUGACGACGAGCACGUCGAGAUUGUUCCUGAACAGCAUGUGCUGACUCAUGUGCAAGAGAUGAUACGACGACACAGUUGCCACGAGAUUGUAUUUACCGACAGCGAAGGACGUGAUCAACACGUGAAUGUCGAAGUACCUUUUGCCUUUCGCGGUGGUUUUGUGGGCUACAUUGGAUACGAAGUACUGGGCAGUGAACGAGAGGGCAUGAAACGAUACGACGGCGACUGCGGAGAAGUAAGCGAUGAGCGUGUGCCAGAUGCCUCGUUCCUGUUUGCUGACCGAACGCUGGUGUUUGAUCAUCGUGAUGGCGUUGUUUACUCACUCACGUUGAGCGAGAGUGAUGCCGAAAGCGCAACUGCGAGCAAGAACUGGCACCAAGCAAUGAAGAAGCGGUUGGAGCAGUGUUGCGAAGAGUUUUGUCAGAUACCUGACGCACGUCCACCACGAUCAGUGGACGUCGCCGUUGAAAAGAGCGACGUCAUUUUCCGCCCGUCGCGAACUCGAGCGCAAUAUGUGGCCGCUAUCGAUGAGAUACAACAUUUGAUCCGAGAAGGAGAGACCUACGAAGUGUGUUUGACGAACCACUUGCGUGCAGAGUAUGCUCUACUCGAUCCGCUGGCAUUUUACCGUAUGCUGCGUCAGCAAAACCCAGCUCCCUACGCCGGAUUUUACCUCAGCAACCCGCACAAUCGUUUCCAGACUCCAGCCCAGUUUGAUGCAGCCAACAGUGUUGAUGGUGCGAAGGAUACAUACGCAGUGUGCUGCUCUUCGCCCGAGCGAUUUCUACGGAUGGGAGCCGAUGGCUUGAUGGAGUCCAAGCCCAUCAAAGGAACACGUCGUCGCGGCCGUGAUCCUGCAGAAGAUGCCGUCAUUGCCGAGGAACUUGCCAACUGUGAGAAAGACCGGGCUGAAAACAUGAUGAUUGCUGAUCUCGUGCGCAAUGACUUUGGAGCUGUAGCACUUGUCGGAUCGGUUCAUGUGCCUCGGUUGAUGGACGUUGAGGCAUAUGCCACUGUCCAUCAGCUCGUGACUACCGUACGUGCCCAACGACGCGAGGAUGUAGAUGUAGUCGAUGUGCUCCGAGCUACAUUCCCUGGUGGAUCGAUGACAGGUGCGCCCAAGAAGCGCACGAUGCAGAUUAUUCGAGAGCUUGAGCGUGGUCCGCGUGGAGUGUAUUCCGGAGGACUAGGCUUCUUGUCGAUUGAUGGCAGCUGUGAUUUGAACAUGAUCAUUCGCACAGCAAUUGUGACUCCGAACAGUGUCGUGCUUGGUGCUGGUGGAGCUAUCGUAGCACUCUCUGAUAGCGAGAAGGAGUAUGACGAAAUGUUGCUCAAAGCGCGAGCUCUUGUCGCAGCAAUUGGUGCGUACGCCACGGGCAAAGAUAACGGUAUGGGAGCCCGGGUGGUUGUCGAAUAA
Hyaloperonospora brassicae is the source of this 2499-nucleotide messenger RNA. Lineage: Eukaryota; Oomycota; Peronosporomycetes; Peronosporales; Peronosporaceae. The record is from the annotation of a GenBank genome assembly.